AUGUCUAACCAACAACCGGCGCUCACUCUCUACGUGUACAAGGGUUCCUGCACGAUAGCAGCCCACAGUCUCCUCGCCCACAUCGGCGUGCCCUACAAGAUCGUCAUCCUCCAAAACGGCCCGGGCGGAAAUUCCACCAACAGCCGUAUCCAAGCCGCCGACGGGAGCCUCACGUACGAGGAUUUCCUCAAGAUCAACCCCAAGGGCUACGUCCCCGUCCUCACCAUCGGCGAGGGAUCCGCGCGCGAGGUCCUCACGGAGCUGCCCGCCAUCCUGACCUACGGCGCCCUGCUCGCGCCCGACCUCAACCUCCUCGGCACCGGCGUGUUGGGCCGCGCUCGGGUGGCGGAAUGGCUGGCCUGGGCGUCCGGCACGAUCCACACUCUCGGUUUCGCGGGCUUUUGGAGGCCCGGGCGGUUCGCGGAUGAUUCUAACCCCACCACCAUGAAGGACAUUCAGAAUCGAGCGGAGAAGACCAUUGUCGGUGCGUUUGCGCAGAUUGAGGAGAAGCUGAAGGGUUGCGAGUGGGCGGUCGGCGAUGCUUUGACCGUGGUUGACUUCAACUUGUACGUGUACUGGACCUGGUGGAUUACGGAGCGUCCUGAUGGCGAGGUCGCGGCCCAGCAUCCCAACUAUGCCAGGCUCGUUGCGAAGGUGCAGGCUUUGGACGGCCCAGGAGAACUCCACCUAAAUCCCUCAGCGCGUCACGUUCGUCUCGGAUCCGGAGACAUGGCGGACCUAGAAAAGAAGGACGACACCAUCGCGGGCACCGAUUGCGAGGGAUCCGACAAGAUGUCCGCGGAGGGGAUGCAGCCCUCGCCUCGCCCGUCUCAUGAGCCCGAACCCGGGACCCGCUCCGACUCCGAGCCCGAGCCUGUUUUUGUCGGAUGGGAUGGAGGCGAUGAUGACCCGAUGAACCCGAGGAGCUUCGCCAAGGCUCGGAAGUGGGUCAUUGUGCUCAUCGUGUCCUCGGCGAGCUUUUGCGUGACCGCGACGAGUUCCAUCUACACGUCAACGUACACCCAGAUGGAAGCCGAGUUCGGCAACUCGCGGAUCGUAUCGGUCCUCGGGCUUUCCCUAUUCGUCCUCGGCCUCUCGUGCGGACCGCUCUUCUUCAGCCCGCUGAGCGAGUUCUACGGCCGCCGACCCAUCUACCUCGUCGCCUGGGUCCUGUUUCUCAUCUGGCUCGUGCCGCAAGCGGUCGCCCGCAACGUGGCGACCAUCAUCGUGUGCCGGUUCCUCGCCGGCUUCGCCGGCAGCACCUUCCUCGCCGUGUCCGGCGGCACGGUCAGCGACCUCUUCUCCAAGGACGAGCUCCAGUACCCCAUGGCCGUCUUCACCGCCUCCCCUUCAUCGGCCCAGUGGAGAUGGACCUACUACGUCCUGCUCAUGUGGGUAUUCGCCAUGCUCGUGCUGAUUGUGUUCCUCGUCCCCGAAACCUUUCACCCAAUCCUCCUCCGCAACAAGGCAAAGCAACUCCGCGCCUCGACCGGCAACGACGCGCUGAUCGCCCCCGUCGAGGCCAACAAAAAUCCAUCCUCGCCUCUGGGGGUCGGCCUCUCUUUCCUUGGUAUCGGCGUCGGCUUGCUGAUCGGCGUUGCCUCGGACCCGAUAUGGCAGCGCGUGCGAUCGCGCCUCGUCGCCAAUCUCGACGAGAAGUCUGGGGCGUCCGGCAGCAGUGAGCCCGAGUUCAGGUUACCCCCGGCUAUAGCGGGGUCUUUUAUUGCCCCUAUAGGACUGUUCAUGUUCGCGUGGACAUCGUAUGCAAGCAUUCACUGGAUAGUUGAUGCAUACCCGGAAUAUGCUGCGAGUGCUUUGGCGGCCAACGCCUUUGUCCGCUGCCUUUUCGCAGCCAUCUUCCCUCUCUUCGGAACCCAAAUGUACGAAAGGCUCGGGUUCCAGUGGGCGUCGUCCCUGCUGGCGUUCUUGACCUUGGCCAUGGUCCCAUUUCCGUACUUGUUUUUCAAAUAUGGCAAGCGCAUUAGAAAUCGAAGCCGUUACGCGAAAACCUGA
Molecule: messenger RNA, 2013 nt
Organism: Parascedosporium putredinis
Lineage: Eukaryota; Fungi; Ascomycota; Sordariomycetes; Microascales; Microascaceae
Source: the annotation of a GenBank genome assembly